ACUUCCCCUAAAAUUUCCCUCCUCCGGCGUUCCACUAAAACCCAGUACCAAAACCCCCCCGUCAGUCUCCUGUGGCACUUUUCAGUUCUCACCGCCCUAUUCUCUUCAACCCAAGAAUUGAUACGGUUAUAUCAAUAUCCCAAAACCCCAUUUAUCAAUUUCGUAUGCUUCACAGCAACAAUGGGAAGUAGGUCGCGUUUAGCAGGUAUGGAAGUUCCCAUUAUUGGCAGCGAUUCGGUCAAGUUCGUUCAACUCUCCCUCGCUUCUUCUACUUCUACUUCCGCUUCUGCUCCAACUCCUUUCACAAGAGAUGUCGGUUCUUGCUCCAUCAUUGGGAAUCCUCCCGCUUAUUUCACUUGGAAAAUUUGCAGAAGUCAGCCAAAUGUGCUGGAAAUAAUGGAGUUCUGUGGUUAUAAGGAGUUCCCCAAAACUGGAUUGCAAAUUGUAUUCCCAGAAGAACUUUUUCCAUUUGCGCUGAUCUGCAAAAAUGAAAUGACGUUUUCUUCUGUCAGACCGUAUCUGCUUCAUGCCAUGACAGUAUCUGGGGUUGCUUAUCUUAUUAGACUUGAAAACAUCUCCAAUUAUGUAUCUAGCUCCCGUUUGCAAUCCGACGACUUUGUUGAGUUCAACACUCUGACCCAUCCUCAUCAAGGAGCAACAACAGCAGUGGCAGGAAUAGCAGAAUUGAUGGUAGUUGGAAGAAGUGAUGGAUCUGUUGGAUGCUUCCAGCUUGGCAUCCUUGACCACCGAGCUCCAGGCUUUGUGCAGGAGCUGCGUGAUGAUGGUGGUCUUGGUCGUUUGUGGGGCGUUUUGUCAAGGUAUUUACUAUUUCAUAUCAGGAAAUCUUCAACUGAAUUGUCUUAUGCACUCUGGUUCNUUUUAUUUGUGCUUCACUCUGAUGGGAGCUUACGUGUGUGGGACCUUUCAAAUCAUUCCAGAAUUUUCAGCCAUUCUUUGAGUGCUUCACCAUCUGCAGGCUCCAGUUUUGUAAGGAUAUGGGUGGGAAACGACCACAACAAUCCUGAUGCAAUUCCUCUGGCAGUACUACGAAAAGAUGAUUCGGAAGUUGGCACAGCGAUGAUCUCUUUGUAUAGCCUUUAUUUCAGUCCUGGGGAUAGAAUUAACUUGUUACUGGAUCCUUCCACAAAAAGCAUCUCAUUGGUAGAGGGUGAAGUCAUUGAUGUAAAACUUACUCCAAAUAAGCUGUGGAUACUCAGCGAAAAUGGAUUGGUCAUGAAGGAGUUGUUUUGUCAAAGUAGGAAAGAGGAAUUAGCUUAUUGCUAUUCUUUACAGGAUACAUUUGUUGCUGAGCAGCUGUUUCAAGGCUCUGAAAAUUCUUCAGAUGAUCUACUUUGGCUUUGUCACACAGUUUUGUCAUCUUCAAAGGAUCAGAUUUCUCCAUUUGUAUCUUCUGUUUUCUUACGUAGGUUGCUCCUUCCGGGUGUUUAUCAUAGAAAUGUUCUUCGGGCAACAUUACGAGAUUUUAGCAAGCACUUCACUGAUUCCGAAUUUGAUUCUUUGACUGUGGAUGGACUGAAAAAUGAAAUUCUGUCAGUCAUUCAACAUGAGGUGGGAGCUGAUAGUCCAAUUUCAAUACUUCAGAGCUGGAAAACCUUUUGUACCUGCUAUUUCAAUAAUUGGUGCAGAACCAAUGUAGCGUGUGGUUUGCUUAUUGAUUCAGCCACACAAGCUGUGGGUGUUAUUAGAAAAAACUCAGUCUCCAUUUGUCGUAGUCUCGAGGACAUAGAGCUUCUUGUUUCUAGAUCUUCUGAUGAACAUGGAAAUGUAAUAAGCUCUGGGUUGGACUCCUCUAAUAAUGAUCUUGAACGGGAAAUUCUUUCAGAGAUACUGCAGUGUGUUCGUAAUCUCAGUCAACAGUUGAGCAAAGCUGCUCCUACCAUAUUUUAUGAAUCGCUUCUUAGAACACCAAAUUUAUCAUCUGAAGAGGUCAUUUCACGGUUGCUUAAAAAUUUAGAAAGUGGUUAUAGCUCAUCAAUGGCAGCUCUCCAUGUAUCCGAACUCGGAACUGAUGUAGCACUGGAUAAGGAAAUUUCCUACCACAAAAGACUCAGAAAAUUCUCAGUAGAUAUGCUUUUAUCCCUACACAACUUGUGCAGUAGAGCUACCAAAUGGGGGAGAGUUUUGCAUGUUAUUGAGAGCUACUUGAAAUUUCUCGUGCCUCGAAAAUAUGAACAUAACUUGGAUUCUGAUGGACUAUUCACAGUCAGCACUGCCCUUACAGUGCAGGCGACUUCUCAGGUUGCUAAAGUGAUGUUUGAAUCUGCAUUGGACGUGCAUUUGCUUCUAAGCUACAUGGUUAACAGUAGCAGUCAGAUUGGCAUGUCAGAGGAUGAGGUUUCAAGAGUUAAAAUUGAGUUAGUUCCAAUGAUCCAAGAGGUUCUUACUGAGUGGCAUAUCAUCCAUUUCUUCAGUACCACACCAUCUGAAUCUCCUCUUCUUGAAGACUUCAGCAGUCAACUUUCAUCUUUACAGCUUGAUGGCAAUGUUGAUCGGAGAUCAUGGAAUGAGAAACUUGGUAAAUCUGAAUUCACAUUGGCCUUCAUUCUGUUACUUGGAGGUCAUAGCAGUCCAUCUUUCAGACAUCUGCCUGAUCCCAGCAGUCUAAGUAGUUCAGUACAAGAAUUUGCUAGCUGGAUAAUAUGGGGGAGAACAGGAGCAGAACCGUCUGUUUUCUUCAGUCAUUCGGUUGGCCUUGCUCUAGUGUUACUUAGACAUGGGCAAUAUGAUGCUGUUGAGUAUGUACUCGGUUUGGUGGAUACGUAUUCGCGCAAGGAGAAGAUCUUCCAAAGUCUUCAGAGCGAUGGUGGGGAGUGGUCCACUCUGUUGCAUCUUCUUGGUUGUUGCUUUAUUGCACAAAGCCAACGUGGCUUGCAUGGAACAAUGAAAGAAAGAAAAAUUUCUGAAGCAGUUCGGUGUUUUUUUCGAGCUGCGUCUGUAGGAGGAGCUGCCAACGCUUUGCAAAGCUUGCCAAAUGAAGCAGGAUGGAUACACCUUGGUUUCUCUCAACAUGUCUCACCUGCUGCUUGGAAGCUUCAUUACUAUCAAUGGGCAAUGCAAAUAUUUGAACAACAUAACAUGAGGGAGGCUGCCUGCCAGUUUGCUCUUGCUGCACUUGAGCAAGUUGACGAAGCUCUUGGAUCUGGUAUUCUUGAUGAAUCAGCGACUGCUGUCAAGGGAAGACUUUGGGCUAAUGUCUUCAAGUUCACGUUAGAUCUCAACUAUUACUAUGAUGCAUAUUGCGCAAUCAUUUCAAAUCCAGACGAAGAAAGCAAAACCAUUUGUCUGAGGCGUUUUAUAAUUGUUCUAUAUGAACGAGGAGCUGUGAAGAUUCUUUGCGAUGGCCAGCUACCAUUUAUUGGCUUGUCUGAGAAGGUGGAGCGAGAACUUGCUUGGAAGGCUGAGCGUUCAGAUGUUUCAGCCAAGCCAAACCCAUUCAAGUUGCUCUACGCAUUUGCAAUGCAGAGACAUAGUUGGCGGAGAGCAGCGAGCUAUAUUUACUUGUAUUCAGCACAAUUAAGAAUCCACGGUGCAUUGAGAGAUCCCCAACGGCGAUCUUUUAUUCUGCAGGAGAGGCUAAAUGGGCUUUCUGCUGCUAUCAAUGCUCUGCAGCUGGUUCAUCCUGCAUAUGCUUGGAUUGAUGCUCCACUUGAGGAAACUUGUUCUAAUAUGUAUCCAAGUAAAAAGGCUAGGAUAACCGUGGAAGAACAGUCUCCUGGUACUGGUGCUCAGUCUCAAAGGCAAAGGUCAUACUUAGAUGUUGAAAAACUUGAGAAUGAGUUCAUUCUAACGUCAGCUGAGUAUUUGCUAUCAUUGGCAAAUGUCAAGUGGACUUUUGCGAGAAUUGAGGCACCCCCAACGGAUGUAAUUGACCUUUUGGUUGAAUCAAACUUGUAUGAUAUGGCUUUUACAUUAAUUCUUAAAUUUUGGAAAGGGUCAGCUUUGAAGAGGGAACUUGAAAGAGUUUUUGCAGCUAUGUCAUUGAAAUGCUGCCCAAAAGGACUGCAAGCCCCAUCAGUUGGGAAUGGUCAGAGGAUGCACAGUCUUCUUUUGACUUCAUCGCAGGAUGAGAUUGUUGUCCAUGAAUCGCCUAAUGUUGGUCCAGCUGCACAUGAAUCUAAAGGCAGUAGCCAGUGGGAGACACUUGAGCUCUAUCUUGAAAAAUACAAAAAGUUUCAUGCUAAAUUGCCUGUUGUUGUUGCUGAUACUCUUCUUGCUGCUGAUCCUCAAAUUGAGUUGCCUCUUUGGUUGGUUCAAAUGUUCAAGGGUGUGCCAGCAAAAAGUGGUUGGGGAAUGGCGGGAAGUGAGUCAAAUCCUGCUUCUUUGCUUCGACUAUAUAUUGAUUAUGGUCGUUAUACUGAAGCGACUAAUCUGCUUCUCGAGUACAUUGAAUCCUUUGCAUCACUGAGACCAGCUGAUAUUAUUCGUCGUAAAAGGCCAUUUGCAGUUUGGUUCCCAUAUUCUUUGAUUGAGCGUUUAUGGUGUCAACUUCAACAAUCUAUCAAAUUAGGCCACAUGGUUGAUCAAAGUGAAAAGCUGAAAAAGUUGUUACAGGGUGCUCUAGUGAACCAUCUACAUCAACUUAAAGUGGAUUCAGAUGAUGUGAUGUCUUCUGCAGUCUAGUCGUUACUGCCAGUUCUCCAAUCUGUUGGCUUCCAUAGACUAGGCAGGAUUAAGGAGCCAUCGCUAUCCCAAAAAAAGCAGGAUGAUGGUGUCUAUAGUUUUGGAUUUGGGUGGCACACAAACUUUUUAAGAAAUCGAAGACAGUAGUUUGUUUUCCAAGUACUACUGACCUCUCCCGGCUCCUCCAUCUGCAGAAAUGUACUGUUCACAUUGGAAGGUGUGUUUUGAAAUACAAGGCACCACCUCUAGAACACUUUCCAACCCUCCCCUAAACCAUGGGAUAACAGGAAAAAAAUGCGUAUGCACUCUUAUCUGGAAUAUCCCCUAGUUGAUAAUGAGUUAUGGGGGAUGUUUUUCUUGUUGUAACUCUAACAUGGGUAGGUAUGUAAAUUCCAACUUGGGGCAGCUGAUCGGCCACUUAUAGCCAAGUCAAUGAAUGUAUCAGGUGUAAUUUUGUAGAUUUAACUUGGAAAGAUCUAAUGUAUUGUUCAAGUGCUUGAGUUUCUUUUUUAUAUAAUGAUUUAUUUCCUA
Molecule: messenger RNA, 5172 nt
Organism: Nicotiana tabacum (common tobacco)
Lineage: Eukaryota; Viridiplantae; Streptophyta; Magnoliopsida; Solanales; Solanaceae
Source: RefSeq, a predicted model, not a curated record